This is a messenger RNA of Effrenium voratum, 630 nucleotides long. NCBI's taxonomy places the organism in Eukaryota, Dinophyceae, Suessiales, Symbiodiniaceae. The record is from the annotation of a GenBank genome assembly.
AUGGUGACCCAGGUGCUGACCGUGCUGAUGCGGGAGGCGCUGCCUAGCGCUGGCGCCUGCGGGGCUGAGGGCUGCGGCAGCGGUGGCGCUGUAUGCAGCCGAAACAAAGAGAUGAUGAUGAUGAUGAUCCGCGUGAUCUCGGCUGUUUUCCUCAAAGACACCAUAGACGCGGCCAACAACGACGCAGAGCACCUCGUGGCGGAGCGCCUGAGGAAGAAGACGAAACAGUAUGUGAAGAAGCUGGAGGCGGUGUUCCGGGCCAUUGAUGCCACAGGGGACGGCAUGAUCACUGAGGAUCGGCUGACAGACAUGCUGUCCAACCCCCUAGUCUCAACCUACUUCCAGACAUUGGAUGUGGAUGUGCAUGAAAGCGGGGCCUUGUUCCACAUGCUUGAUAACGGCGAUGGCGAGGUGACUCUUGACGAGUUCAUCGAUGGCAUCAUGCGCUGCAAGGGGCCUGCCAGGGCCAUUGAGCAGGUGGCGAUGCGAGCUGACCUCAAGGCCUUGGACACCAAGCUGUCGAAAGUGAUCAAGUCGCUCAGGGCCGCGGACAUCAUCAAGACCAAAACGCCAAAGUUCGCGCAGAAGAAGGGGCUAACUCUGAUGCUUUCUGAGCGCUCCCAAACUUAG